AUGGGACGACAAAAUAAUGAUCCGAAAGUUGUUGGUUCUUCCAUCGUACUUCUGCAAGAAAGAUUUCGACAAUUGCAGAGAUUAAAGGAGAAGAGAGAAGAGAGAGACCUUCUUAAGCUGUUCGUUGACCCUAUUCAGAACAAAAUGAGAUUUUCGUCACCAAAGCAUGAUUUUCAAGAUCCAUUGGCGCUUGGACUCAACUUGUAUGGCGAGAAUACAGCAGAUAUUCAAGCCCUCGAUACGCAGUUGCGUUCUGGUGCAGAUUUGAGGGUUCCUUGCAGUUUUGAAAUAAAUACUGAUGUCGAUACACCUCUUCACCUAUAG
Fraxinus pennsylvanica is the source of this 324-nucleotide messenger RNA. The record is from the annotation of a GenBank genome assembly. Lineage: Eukaryota; Viridiplantae; Streptophyta; Magnoliopsida; Lamiales; Oleaceae.